This is a messenger RNA of Glossina fuscipes, 1975 nucleotides long. RefSeq names its product chitooligosaccharidolytic beta-N-acetylglucosaminidase-like. Gene Ontology annotation, biological process: carbohydrate metabolic process; ganglioside catabolic process; glycosaminoglycan metabolic process. The coding region runs from base 221 to 1975 and encodes 584 amino acids. Gene Ontology annotation, molecular function: beta-N-acetylhexosaminidase activity. Gene Ontology annotation, cellular component: membrane. The record is from RefSeq and is a predicted model, not a curated record. Lineage: Eukaryota; Metazoa; Arthropoda; Insecta; Diptera; Glossinidae. The transcript has 7 exons.
CAUUCUUUCUUCUAAAAGCAUAUCUGUGAAGCUGUCGGUAAGUUUAGCUUGAUUAUGACAUAUUUCACUCGUUCACUUACAGUUUAAUUUUCGUAGUGCUCGCAAUAGCAGUUAAAUAAUAAUAAUAAAAAAAAAAAAAAUUAUUUAUAUUUCACAAGUGAAAAUUAGUAUUUACAGAUAGAACUGAAAUUUGAUCGAAAUUGUCAAGGUGAAAGAAAAUAUGAACCUGAUAUUUAUAGUUCAGUUUUUUUUAUUAAUCAUAAAUCAAGGGCUCUGUAGAACGAGUGGUCAAUGGGUUUGCAUAGAGGAAAGACUUUGCAUUGCUGAGGAAAGUGCUUCAUUUUGCCCUAAUAAAACGUUUGAAAGUCAACAAGAUUGUCGGUUAUCGUGUGGCAAAUAUGGAGCCAUUUGGCCAAUGCCAACUGGUAAUUGCGAACUUGGAAACGAUCGCGUGCAUUUCAGUCCUAAGAAUGUCAAAAUUAUUCUAAUGACUAAUAGUUCAACGAUUGAAGACUUCUUAUAUACAACAACUCGUUUGUUUGAUCGCAAUAUCGCCAAAGAGUGCAUGCAAAAUUGUAACUUGGAGAAAAGUGCCGAAGUGAUAAUAUACGCAGCCGUAAACUCUACAAGCUUGACAUUAGGUUGGGAUACCAAUGAAGCGUACUCUCUACGCGUGAACACAACAGGAAAUGUUAGCCGUAUUGAAAUUAAAGCCGCAACGGUUUAUGGUGCCAGGCAUGCUUUCGAGACACUGACCAGUUUAGUAACGAGUAGCAAGUUGAAUGGAUUAUUAUUAGUCAACUCGGCUUACAUAGAUGAUAGUCCUACGUAUGGCCAUAGAGGUUUAUUACUGGACACGGCGAGAAAUUUUAUUCCCUUGCGCCUAAUACAUAAUACAAUCGAUGCAAUGGCCGCCUCGAAGCUUAAUGUUUUCCAUUGGCAUGUAGUAGAUACGCAUAGUUUUCCACUUGAAAUUAGUAGAAUUCGGCAAAUGUCUGAGCACGGCGCUUAUUCCGCAUCGAAUACGUAUCGACGAAAUGAUACAAUUGAUUUGAUUAAGUACGCCCGGGCGAGAGGGGUGCGAGUAAUUAUCGAGAUCGAAGGUCCAUCGCAUGUUGGUAAAGGUUGGCGGUGGGCUUCAAAGGCUGGCUUAGGUCAUGUAAUAAUUUGUACGAAUCGAGAAGACUGCCAUAAUCCUCCUUGCGGUCAAUUGAAUCCAUUUAACCAAAAUGUGUACAUGUUAACAAGAGCGAUCUAUGAAGAUAUAGCGGAGAUAAAUGCACCGGAAGAAACUUUGCAUAUGGGAGGUGAUGAAGUUUUAAUGCCCUGUUGGAACAAAUCUAAAGAAAUACGAAAAAUUAUAACGGGAGGUGGAUUAGAACUAAGCCUUCAAACCUUUCACAGUCUUUGGUCUGUAUAUCACAAAACGAACCUAAAGUCAUGGAAUGAAGUAAAGCGACGAAUAUUUCCGAAAAUUGAAGAAGUUAAACCUGUUAUUAUUUGGUCCAGUGCUUUAACCGAAUCCGAAGCAGUUGAACAUUAUUUACCUAAAGAACAAUUUAUUGUGCAAACACGCGUUGAUGCAAAUUCCACUUUAAAUACAUUGCUCGCGAACAAAGGGUACAAAGUUAUAGUUUCCAGUAGUAAUGUCUGGUAUUUUGGUCAUGGUUCUGGUGAAAGCUCUGUAUAUCACAAUUGGAACAAAAUCUACGAUAAUAGAAUUGAAACGCAUCCGAAUAUAUUAGGGGGAGAGGCAUGUAUGAUGAGUGAUACAGCUGAUCGAUUUGCUAUAGAAAGCCGCAUAUGGCCACGAGCUGGCGCUGCUGCUGAACGUUUAUGGUCUAACCCAAGCAGCACUUCUCAACAAGCUAAGUAUCGUUUCUACCGUUUUAGGCAACGGUUAAUCUCAAGGGAAUUGCGUCCGGAUGCUGUUGCACCAAAGUAUUGUGUCUUACAUGAAAAUCAGUGUCAAUAG